AAGUAUUCCAAGGCCAAGCUUGGCCAGGGUAGAUAAAUCCCUGCUUUCCCAGGCGCUUCAAACAACAUCCAUUCAUUCCUUUCCAGAGUCCAGAGCUUUUGUCACGAGACUCGAGUGUUCUCCUGCAGUCAUGCCUCUGGUGCUGUGUGUUGUCGCUGUUUUGUUCGGGUGUCCUCUCGGAGAGAUGUUUGUUCUGCAUCCUUCACCUGAGGCAUCUGCUGUCAAAGCCAACAGAUGCAAGGGAGAACUGGAAAUCAGGAAAAUCCUUCUGGAAUCCCUAAACCUCCAGCAAGAGCCUCGUGUGUCCAUGUCGAAGAUGCAUCAUUUACGUGAGCAGUGGAAAGCCAGUUUCAGAAGCAGCCUCACAUCAGCACCAGCAGGUAACGCAACGUUUCCCGAGGACUCCAGAAACUCCAGCUGCUGCAAACAUUUCUGUCAGAUCUUCAUUAAAGAUCUGGGCUGGGAGCACUGGGUGGUUUAUCCAGAGAGCAUCACCUUCGUCAAGUGCCAAUCCUGCGCUUCUGAGAGCACAGACGCACCUGCACAGUGCUGCCUGCCGACCGCUCACGUCCUCGUCCCAUUCGUCUACAUGGACGACUGGAGCGGUGUGGUUCUGUCCUCCGUGAGUCUGAUCCGUGAGUGCGGCUGUGACCCUGGAGAGGAAACACAGAACCCAGAGGUCAUGACCCCGUCCUAGAAAGCCUCCCUGACCCGCAGGUCUGCUGACACAGAGCCACAGAAGUGCAGUAGAGAAGCACAGCUUUUUGGAUUCGUAGGUUUAUAGCUAAGCAAACUUAUUUAGCAUCUUUUGACUUUUGCUGCUGUUGGGAGUCAGACUCUCAGACUCUUGUGGGCUGUAAGUAAAAAGGACUCAUGUAAAGUUCUCAGAAGAGGCAAAAAUGUUCUCAUCAAAUAACAAAAAUGUUAUUUGACUUUCACAGAAAAGCACAAUGGACCUUCUGUUAUAAAUCAGUUCAAGGCCAAAUCUGUUUUUAACUUCAGGCUUUUAUGGGGCUGCGGCUGCAGCGGCCAGCGAAUGUUCCCUGAGAAAAUGCUGUCGAGCAGCUCUGCCAAAACUUCCCUGUGCGAAUCUGAGGACCAAACAAAGUAUUCCAUCAGAAAUCACCUUCCUUUAAAUCAAAUUCUAACGUCAAUUAUUCCUCUAAGGCAGUGUCAGGCGUGAUCGUUAGCAAUAAUGUGAUCUGCGUGUUGAGAAACGCCUGGUCUUGAAGAAUCGAACGCACAUUCCAGCAAAGUUCAUUUUGAUUGUUUGUUUCCAAAAACCAUCUGCUCAUGAAUCAGCAUAAUUUCAAAUUCAAUGUGGAAACUUUUUUCAACCCAGUAUUAUAUAUAAUUGAUUGUUUCAUAACUUGACUUCCAUGUUGUAGGCUACAUGCCAUUGUAUUAGAAAAUAUCAAAACCAUUUAAUGUAAUCCAGGAAUGGCAAACUAACACUUUCACAAGCAUGUUUAGCUAGUAUUUAACAAGAUGUACUCUUUAAAUCAAAUGUAUCAGCAGAAUGUUUUAUUAAAGAAAGCUUUCAUGGCGUAAA
Messenger RNA from Carassius carassius (crucian carp), 1552 nucleotides. RefSeq names its product bone morphogenetic protein 5-like. The record is from RefSeq and is a predicted model, not a curated record. Gene Ontology annotation, molecular function: growth factor activity. Bases 131 to 697 code for a protein of 188 amino acids. NCBI's taxonomy places the organism in Eukaryota, Metazoa, Chordata, Actinopteri, Cypriniformes, Cyprinidae. The transcript is spliced from 5 exons.